Molecule: messenger RNA, 945 nt
Organism: Loxodonta africana (African savanna elephant)
Lineage: Eukaryota; Metazoa; Chordata; Mammalia; Proboscidea; Elephantidae
Product: olfactory receptor 5P76-like
Exons: 1
Coding region: 1-945 (314 amino acids)
Biological process (GO): G protein-coupled receptor signaling pathway; sensory perception of smell
Cellular component (GO): membrane
Molecular function (GO): olfactory receptor activity; odorant binding; G protein-coupled receptor activity
Source: RefSeq, a predicted model, not a curated record
AUGGAUUCCCUGGUGGUUGGAAACCACACUGCAGUGACAGGGUUCAUUUUAUUGGGCUUAACACAAGAUCCUACCCUUCGGGCCAUCCUCUUCAUGGUCAUCCUAUGCAUCUAUCUGGUGACCAUAUCUGGCAAUCUCAGCACAAUCAUUCUGAUCAGAAUCUCUUCUCAGCUCCAUCACCCUAUGUAUUUUUUCCUGAGCCACUUGGCUUUGGCUGACAUAGGCUUUUCAUCCUCUGUCACACCCAAUAUGCUUGUAAACGUCAUCAUGGAGAGGAAUACAAUCUCCUAUCUUGGAUGUUGGAUCCAACAUGGAUCAGCUGCUUUCUUUGGACCACUUGAGUGUUUCCUACUGGCUGCCAUGGCCUAUGAUCGCUUUGUAGCAAUCUGCAACCCACAGUUCUUUUCAACUAAAAUGUCCACAGAAGUCUGUGUCCAGCUAUUCUCUGUGGCUUAUGUAGGUGGUUUUCUCAAUGCUUCCUCCUUUACCAUUUCCUUCUUGUCUUUAUUCUUUUGUGAACCUAAUCGAGUCAAUCAUUUUUUCUAUGAUUUUCCUCCUUUAGUUGAACUUUCCUGUUCUGAUGUCAUUAUCCCUACAGUGGUCCUCUCAUUUUCUGCUGGCUCCAUCAUUGUGGUCACAACGAUCGUCAUAGCUAUCUCCUACGUCUACAUCCUCAUCACCAUCCUGAAGAUGUGCUCCACUCAGGGCUGCCACAAGGCCUUCUCCACCUGUACCUCCCACCUCACUGCAGUCACUCUGUUCUAUGGGACCGCUGCAUUCAUUUAUGUGAUGCCCAAGUCCAGCUACUCUACUGACCAGAACAAGGUAGUGUCUGUAUUCUACACAGUGGUGAUCCCCAUGUUGAAGCCCCUCAUCUACAGUCUCAGGAAUAAUGAGAUUAAGGCUACUCUCAAGAGGCAGCUUUGUAGAAAAAUAUUUUCCUAA